Messenger RNA from Prorocentrum cordatum, 549 nucleotides. NCBI's taxonomy places the organism in Eukaryota, Dinophyceae, Prorocentrales, Prorocentraceae. The record is from the annotation of a GenBank genome assembly.
AUGGCGCAGCCAUUGCCCGUCUCGAUACGGAGGCGGAGGCGGAGAGCCGUCGGCUUCGCGGUGCUGAACGCAAGGUGGCCCUCGGGUGCGAUGGCCGCGCCAGGUUUCGGUGAUGCACGUCGUGCGGACCGCUAUGUUGCAGCUGGAAAGGGACCUUGCCACGGAGCACUGGGAGAUUUACGCGUGUGUGGGCUGAGCCCGUUCGGGCUGAGAGUGUGGAGGCAUUCUUCGCAGAGCACUCACGGGCGGGGCCUUCAAGCCGCUCCUAUGCAUCCAGACUGCGGCAGCAUUUCGCCCAUUCCUCACAAGGGAGGCGCCAAUCUCCCAGAUCCGAAGCUGCCCUGGAGACCCUGUCGGUGUUGGUUUCCUUCGGGCUGCGGUGUGAUGUGGCUGAUUUUGAGCAAGGGGCAUUUGGACAACCUGAAUCCGACACUGUCCUUUUCAAAGAGGCGCUGGAAGUCUACAGUUGGGACGCGCUUGAAGAAAUCGUCGGGGUACCUUUUGCUUCUUCGCUGCGCGCGCUGCGCGGUGACCUCCCGCGGGCGCUAA